UGCUAGUUAAAACCGUGCCCUGUAUCAAGACUACGAAGCAGCGUUGUGUGAUCAAGUGAGCUUCUAGAAACCUAUCCUGUUUGCUAUCAGGGUUAUAAGUAGGCCUGCAAGUCACUGAAGGUCCAGUCCUGUUCCCAGAAGUGAUACACGACAGUAUGAUGAAGUUCCUGAUUGUUGCUUUGGUAGCAAUGACUGCCGUCAUUGCCGACCACCAUCACGACUACAAAGACCCUUCUAAAUUCGCCGACUGGCUGAAGGAUGUGCAGAAGAGCCACGAGUUCGCUCACAUGACGCCAGAAGAUAAGCUCCUCUACAGUCAACUCACCCAGGCUGCCGAACAGGGAAGUGCCGCCCUCACAACCUUCAUCGAUAGCCAGACCUUCGACAAGAUUGUUGGCCUCAUUGAUCAUUUCGACGAUGACGACAUUCCCCACUUUGAAGCGUACCUUGCCUUUCACCUGCACGGCACAAUAACCGCAGCUGGCAAGCGACAGAGUGGCUCAGACCUGUUCAGUUUCCUGAGGGACCUUCACCUUAUGCACAAGAUCGAGGACGAUCUCUCCCAUUCUGACAUGCGAGUGUUCUUGGAGAUCAUGUUCGCCGCUGAACACGACACUCUCACCCAAUACAUUGACAAGAAGGGCUACGGCCCCGUCCUGGACCUCAUGUCACAAAUUGAUAGCGAUGAAUCCCAUGGCUUUGAUCUGCUGAUCAUGAGGCAUCUGGAACAUGAGGCUGCGAUGUCACAAAUGAAAUCUACUGUCGGCACCAACGUUGUCAGCACAGUCAUCGUCUGAACAAGUCCACUACAUGGAUAGUUCGCCUGCAUCCUACAUACUACUGAUGUACCAUUGGCAGUUGUGAAUAAAAUGAGUAUAAAGAUU
Haliotis rufescens (red abalone) is the source of this 884-nucleotide messenger RNA. RefSeq lists its product as uncharacterized. The coding region runs from base 156 to 797 and encodes 213 amino acids. The record is from RefSeq and is a predicted model, not a curated record. The transcript is spliced from 8 exons. Lineage: Eukaryota; Metazoa; Mollusca; Gastropoda; Lepetellida; Haliotidae.